Messenger RNA from Elgaria multicarinata webbii, 1866 nucleotides. Its product is annotated as zinc finger protein 836-like. NCBI's taxonomy places the organism in Eukaryota, Metazoa, Chordata, Lepidosauria, Squamata, Anguidae. Bases 1 to 1866 code for a protein of 621 amino acids. The record is from RefSeq and is a predicted model, not a curated record. The transcript is spliced from 4 exons.
AUGGAUUGCUCAGGCCUUACCAAGCAUAAAAGAAUUCAUACAGAAGAGAAACCCUUUAAAUGCUUGACAUGUGGAAAAUGCUUCAAGGAUAGCUCAGGCCUUACCAAUCAUAAAAGAAUUCACACAGGAGAGAAACCCUUUAAAUGCUCGACAUGUGGAAAAUGUUUCGGGGAUAGCUCAGUCCUUACCAAACAUGAAAAAAUGCACACAAGGGAGCAACCCUUUCAAUGCUCGAUAUGUGGGAAAUACUUUGGAGAGAACUCCAACCUGACAAUGCAUAAAAGAAUUCAAGAAGGGGAGAAACCCUUUAAGUGUAAGGAAUGUGGAGAAAGCGGAGAAUUUGAAGAGGUGGCUGAGAGGUCUUCUGUGUCAAGCCAGACUGGGUCUGAUGAUGAGCAGAGUGCAUGGUGUACAGAAUCAGAGGUGGAAGAUGAAGAUGCUGAGGCUGGACCAUCAGAGAGCAGGAAACAACCCCAGCAAGUUCGGAAGAAACAGACUGUCAGAAGGAAACUCACCCAGCAGAGGAAGCAGAGGAAGAACCCGUUCCUUGUGGGGAAGUACACAAGGCAUCCAGUGAACACCACCAGACCUAUACAUUGGAGGAAGAAGAUUUUAUUCCACAUGAAGAUGCAGGGUCAUUCUCUGCAGACUGAUCCCCAAGAGCGGUCAGAUGCUGUGCAGGAGACUGUUGACAAAGGAGAAGAACCUAGCACAUCAGAAGGAGGACCAAGGGAGGAAGAGGUGAAAGAGGUUUUGAGCUAUCAGGACAGAUCCAGAAGGAAGAAGGAAAAUUCUACGAAAGAGAAGGACAAACCCAUUUCAUCUCAGAGCGGGGUCCACCUUGAGCAAGAACAAACAGGAGAGAGAGACAGAAAGCACCUUGAUGCUCAUCUGAAAAUACACACACAGGAGAAAACCAGCCAAAGCUCAGAGACAGUGAAAAGUGACUUUCUGAGCAAACCAACUGUGAAGGAUCCAAUGCUCAACACAGAGGGGGAAAGUCACACAUGUUUGGAGUGUGGAAAGAGCUUCACACGGAGCUUACAACUUAUAAGACAUCAACAACAAAUUCAUUCUGAGGAGGAAAAGUAUAUCUGUACAGAAUGUGGAAAGCGCUUCCAAAAACAAGAAAAUUUCAUAGCACAUCAAAAAUGCCAUACGAGGGGGAAACCCUUUAAAUGCUCAAGCUGUGAGAAAUGCUUCAGGUAUAGAUCAGAGCUAACCAGACAUGAAAUAAUUCACACAGGAGAGAAACCCUUUAAAUGCUCAAGCUGUGAAAAAUGCUUCAGGGAUAGAUCAGCCCUUGCCAGUCAUGAAAGUGUUCACACAGGAGAUAAACCCUUUAAAUGCUCAAGCUGUGAAAAAUGCUUCAGGUAUAGAUCAGACCUUACCAAACAUGAAAGAAUUCACACAGGAGAGAAACCAUAUACUUGUGAAGAAUGUGGAAUGAGCUUUUCUCAGAGCUCAAUCCUUACCAAACAUGAAAGAAUUCACACAGGGGAGAAACCCUAUAAGUGUAACCAAUGUGGAAAGAGCUUCACUGUUAGCUACAGCCUUAAGUUACAUCAACAUAUUCACUCAGGAGUGAAACCCUAUACAUGUGAAGUAUGUGGAAAGAAGUUCAAUCAGAGAGCAGCCCACAUCAAACAUCAAAAGUGCCAUUCAGGGGAGAAACCAUAUACAUGCAAAGAAUGUGGAAAGGGUUAUGCUCAGAGCUCAUCCCUUAGUAGACAUAAAAAAAUUCACACAGGAGAGAAACCUUAUCAAUGUUCUGUGUGCAGUGAAACAUUCCGUCUCAGGGAACAGCUUGUUAGACAUCAAAAAACUCAUACACAGGAGGAGACUCAUACACAGGAGACUCCCUAG